This is a messenger RNA of Lathyrus oleraceus (garden pea), 6370 nucleotides long. RefSeq lists its product as uncharacterized. The record is from RefSeq and is a predicted model, not a curated record. The transcript is spliced from 18 exons. Bases 235 to 6057 code for a protein of 1940 amino acids. NCBI's taxonomy places the organism in Eukaryota, Viridiplantae, Streptophyta, Magnoliopsida, Fabales, Fabaceae.
UCCCUCCCCCAAUUCUCUCAAAACAAACAACCCUUAAACGACUAUAAAACCGUACCCGAAAAGAAAAUCCAAUACAGUUAAUUAGUUCCAACAACAGCGGGAAACUGAACCAUUUCUUCACUUUUCAAAUUUCAAAUUCCACAAACACUUUCAUUUCACUUUCUUUCCUCUCUCAAACCCUCUCCUGAAAAAUUCCCAUAACAGUUGCGAUUUUUUCUACACAAACACAAAAAAAUGGAUUUCUUUGCAAUGAAGAGGAAGAAGCUUCAGAGCCUUUGCAAGAAGCACGGUAUUCCGGCUAAUCUUAAGAAUAGCGAUAUGGCGGAGAAACUUUCUUUGAUUUACAAGGAAGAAAAGAAUGAGAAUCCCGGGUCACGCCGGUUACGAUCUGAUGUGAACAAAUCAAAUGUGGAAAUUAUAGUAUUGGACUCUGACAGUGAUUCUGAAGUUCAAAUGGAAGCUUCAGAUACUGUUGCUGAGAAGGAUUCUAAUGAGAAGACCAAUGUGAGCACUGAACAUUUACUCGAUGAGGAACCAGAUCAAUCUCUAACCACUUCUCCUCGAAGUGAAGUCAAAUCUUCUAAUCAUAAUAUUCAUCACAUGGUUGAUUCAGAAGAGAUUAAGCAAGUUUGUAAACUUGAUGAUAAUAUUUAUGUUAUGGACGAAGCUGCUGCAAUGUGCCUUGAUGCAUCAACAGCUAUGAAGCAUACCGAUGAGGUCAAGUCCAAUGAUCUUAAUGAUAUCGUGUCGCACCCGUUACGAUCCGAUGAAGACAAAUCGAAUUUGGAAAUUACAGAAUUGGACUCUGAAAAGGAUAUUGAUGUUCAAAUGGAAGCUUCAGAUACUGUUGCUGAGAAGGAUUGUAAUGAGAGAACCAAUGUGAGUGCUGAACAUUUACUUGAUGAGGAACCAAAUCAAUUUAUAACAACUUCUCCACUAAGUGAGGUCAAGUCCAGUGAUCUUAAUAAUCUCGAGUCGCACCUGUUACGAUCCGAUGAAGACAAAUCAAAUUUGGGAAGUACUGACAGUGGUACUGAUGUUCAAAUGGAAGCUUCAGAUACUGUUGCUGAGAAGGAUUGUAAUGAGAGAACCAAUGUGAGUGCUGAACAUUUACUUGAUGAGGAACCAAAUCAAUUUAUAACAACUUCUCCACUAAGUGAGGUCAAGUCCAGUGAUCUUAAUAAUCUCGAGUCGCACCUGUUACGAUCCGAUGAAGACAAAUCAAAUUUGGGAAGUACUGACAGUGGUACUGAUGUUCAAAUGGAAGUUUCAGAUACUGUUGCUGAGAAGGAUUGUAAUGAGAGAACCAAUGUGAGUGCUGAACAUUUACUUGAUGAGGAACCAAGUCAAUUUACAACAACUUCUCCAAUAAGUGAGGUCAAGUCCAGUGAUCUUAAUAGUUUUGGGUCCUAUUCUGGAUUUGGCAACUACAUGAUGUUGGGAGAUCAGACCUCGAGUGAACGUACUGAUGUUCAUGAAGAUACUGAUCUCCAUCAAGGAUCAGUUGAACAAUUUAACAAAUCAGAUGUUUAUCAUUGUGUAAUAUCCCAAUCUGCUAAAACCUGCCUUGAUGUGAAUGUUGAGAAUAUUCUAGAUGAGGUUCAUUCGUCUAGUUUUGAAGAUUCAGAUGAGACUCCUGUUCAGUUUCUUGAUGCUGAGAAAAUGGUUGUCACAGGCACUGCUACUAGAAAUGCAUAUACAAGCGGAGCAAAGUUUGAAUCGUCACAAAAGAUGAGUAUAACUCCAGCUUCAAAGGAAAUAGUUGGUUCAUCUGCCAAGCUGCUAAAUAAUUCAGUGUCACCAAGAGAUGUUGUAUUUUGUAAUUUGGAAGAAAGCGUGCAAAUUGGUGCUGAUAAGGAGCAAGUUGAUCCUAGCCAAGAGAAAAUGGUAGAGUUUUCUCCCAAGCUGUUUAAUAAUCCAGGGACACCAGCAAAUGGUGGCAUUGGACUCUGUGGUUUGGAGGAAAACUUGGAAAUUGGUGUCAAUAAGGAAAACAUUGAUCCCAAUGAAGAUGUUAUUUAUGCAGAACCCAGUGCGAUGGUCAUGAGCGACAAUCAGGAUGUUAUUCAGGCUGUUUCAGAAGAACUUGGUAAUAAGUUGAUGGAGGAAAACUUGGAGAUUGGUGUCAAUAAGGAGAACAUUGACUCCAAUGAAGAUGUUAUUUAUGCAGAACCUAGUGCGAUGGUCAUGAGCGACAAUGAGGAUGUUAUACAGGCUGUUUCAGAAGAAUUCCGUAACAGUUUGAUGGAAGAUGAAGUUGCGAACAUGGAAGAUAAAUUUGAUCUUCUUGGAGAUGUUCAUGAAUCUGUUAACCCAGGUGGCACAAAUAGCGCUCAUGGAUCAAACAUAAAAACUGCUUUGAACACCUAUGUGACUGGUGGAGAUAUUCUAGAUGAGGUUCAUUCAUCUAGUUUUGAAGAUUCAGAUGCGACACCAGUUCAGUUUCCGAAAACUGAUCCGUUAAGGGAUGCGGAGACUAGUGAUCUCAAUCUUCACAAAAUGUUUAAAACAGCUACUGCUAUUAAAAAUGCAGAUACAAGUGGAGUGAAGUUUGAAUCUUCAACAAAGAGGAGUUUAAGUCUUACUCCAGAGAAAAUGAUUGGUUCAUCUACCAAGCUGCUUAAUAAUUCAGGGACACCAACAAAUUUUGGAUUUUGUGAUGUGGAGGAAAACAUGCAGAUUGGUAUCAGUAAAGAGAACAUUGAUCCCAAUGAAGAAGUUAUGCAUGAAGAACCUAGUGCGUUGGUCAUGAGCGACAAUGAGGGUCUUAUACAGGCUGUUUCAGAAGAACUUGGUAAUGAUUUGACGGAGGAUGAAGUUGCGAACGUGGAUGAUAAAUUUGAUCUUUUUGAAGAUGUUCCUGGAUCUGUUAACCCAGGAUCAAAGAAAAAUGCUGAUUUGAACACCUAUGUGACUGAUGGAGAUAUUUUAGAUGAGGUUCAUUCAUCUAGUUUUGAAGAUUCAGAUGUGACACCAGUUCAGUUUCUGACAACUGAUCAAUUAAGGGAAGCCGAGACUAGUGAUCUCGAUGUUCACAAAAUGUUUGAAACAGCUACUGCUACUAAGAAUGCAGAUGCAAGUGGAGUGAAGUUUGAAUCUUCAACAAAAAUGAGUUUAAAUCUUACUCCAGAGAAAGUGAUUGGUUCAUCUACCAAGCUGCUUAAUAAUUCAGGGACACCAACGAAUUUUGGAUUUUGUGAUGCGGAUGAAAACUUGCAGAUUGGUGCCAAUAAGGAGCAAGUUGAUCCUAGCCAAGAGAAAACGAUGGAGUUUUCUCCGAAGCUGUUUAAUAAUCCUGAGACACCAACAAAUGGUGGAACUGGACUCUGGUUUUUGGAGGAAAACUUGGAGAUUGGUGUCAAUAAGGAGAACAUUGAUCCCAAUGAAGAUGUUAUGCAUGAAGAACCUAGUGCGUUGGUCAUGAGCGACAAUGAGGAUCUUAUACAUGCUGUUUCAGAAGAACUUGGUAACGAUUUGAUGGAGGAUGAAGUUGCUAAUGUGGAUGAUAAAUUUGAUCUUCUUGAAGAUGUUCCUGGAUCUGUUAACCCAGUAUCAAAGAAAAAUGCUGAUUUGAACACCUACGUGACUGGUGGAGAUAUUCUAGAUGAGGUUCAUUCAUCUAGUUUUGAAGAUUCAGAUGCGACACCAGUUCAGUUUCUGAAAACUGAUCCGUUAAGGGAAGCGGAAACUAGUGUUCUCAAUCUUCACAAAAUGUUUGAAACAGCUAUUGCUACUAAAAAUGCAGAUACAGGUGGAGUGAAGUUUGAAUCUUCAACAAAAAUGAGUUUAAGUCUUACUCCAGAGAAAAUGAUUGGUUCAUCUACCAAGCUGCUUAAAAAUUCAGGGGCACCAACACAUUUUGGAUUUUGUGACGUGGAUGAAAACUUGCAGAUUGGUCGCAAUAAAGUGAACAUUGAUCCUAGUGAUGAAAUUCUACAUGCAGAACCUAGUCUAGUGGUCACCAGUGAUAACGAAGAGGUUGAUCUUAGUAUUCAUCAAAUGGCUGCUCUAGAAGCUUGUGAAGAAGAGAUGCUUAAAUCAUCAGAAAAGACUUGUAUGGUUGCUGAUCCUGAGGAAUGCAUUGGAUUUUCCCUUAAUGACCUUCAAGCUUCAACUACUAAGGGCUCUGAGGUUGAAACAUAUUUUGAAUCAACUGCACUUGGUGAUGUUAUGGAAACUUGUAACAUGGAAGGAUGCAUGGAAACUAACAUGAUAGAGGGAGAAAACAGUCAGGAAGAAAAUCAAGGUUAUUCGGGGAGCUGGAAAAAGAAAGGGAGUGAUGUGGAUGAUAAUAGUGGUGCAAAUUCAGAUGAGGAAGUGAGAGCAGAUGAGCUUGUUCCAGCGGUGCCGCAAUCUAGUGAAAUGGAGUCAUGCGAUUUUGGCCUUCAACAACUUUUUGCUCAAGGCGAGAUCACCAUGAUUGAGGCAGAAAACAAUCAGGAGGAUUGCGUUUCAGCUCAGCGAGAAGUUGUCAAGUUUUUUGACAACUCCGAUGUUCAUGAUGAUAUUGGCCGAGAUGGAGCCAAAGAUGUAAAUCAAGCUUCUUCGGCAAGCUGGAAAAGGAUAAGAAGUGACAUGGAUGAUGCUAGUGGUGCAAGUUCAACUGAGCAAGUGAAAGCAGGCGAGAUCACCAUGAUUGAGGCAGAAAACAAUCAGGAGGGUUGCGUUUCAGCUCAGCGAGAAGUUGUCAAGUUUUUUGACAACUCCGAUGUUCAUGAUGAUAUUGGCCGAGAUGGAGCCAAAGAUGUAAAUCAAGCUUCUUCGGCAAGCUGGAAAAGGAUAAGAAGUGACAUGGAUGAUGCUAGUGGUGCAAGUUCAAUUGAGCAAGUGAAAGCAGGCGAGAUCACCAUGAUUGAGGUAGAAAACAAUCAGGAGGAUUGCGUUUCAGCUCAGCGAGAAGUUGUCAAGUUUUUUGACAACUCCGAUGUUCAUGAUGAUAUUGGCCGAGAUGGAGCCAAAGAUGUAAAUCAAGCUUCUUCGGCAAGCCGGAAAAGGAUAAGAAGUGACAUGGAUAAUGCUAGUGGUGCAAGUUCAAUUGAGCAAGUGAAAGCAGGCGAGAUCACCAUGAUUGAGGCAGAAAACAAUCAGGAGGAUUGCGUUUCAGCUCAGCGAGAAGUUGUCAAGUUUUUUGACAACUCCGAUGUUCAUGAUGAUAUUGGCCGAGAUGGAGCCAAAGAUGUAAAUCAAGCUUCUUCGGCAAGCCGGAAAAGGAUAAGAAGUGACAUGGAUGAUGCUAGUGGUGCAAGUUCAAUUGAGCAAGUGAAAGCAGGUGAGCUUGUUCCAGCUGUGCCUCAAUCUUCAAUGGAUUCAUGCAAUUUCAGCCUUCAACAAAUUUUUGCUCAAGACACUGCAUCUGGAGAUCAAGAUGUUUGUCCAAAGAAGUUGGACUCACCAUCAAAGGCUACACCAAUUGCAAGUGGAGAGAAAAACAUCAUUUUUACUCCUAUGUUCAAUGAAUCAUCUAUGAUGCAUAAAGAGAUGGAGAUUGCCAUGAUUGAAGAAGAAAAUAAUGCUCAGUGGGAAGUUUGCAAGUUUUUAGACACCUCUGAUGUUCAUGUUGGUAUUGGUCUAGAUGGAGCCAAAGAUGAAAAUCAAGCUUAUUGGGCAAGCCGGAAAAGAAAAAUGAGUGAUGUGGAUGAUACUAGUGGUGGAAAUUCAAAUGAGGAAGUGAAGGCAGAUGAGUUUGUUCCAGCUGUGCCGCAUUCUAGUGAAAUGGAGUCGUGUGAUUUCGGCUUUCCACAACUUUUUGCUCAAGAUACUGCUUCUGGUGAUGAAGAUGCGUAUCAAAAGAAAUUGGACUCAUCAUCAAAGGGUACACCAACUGCAAGUGGAGAGAAAAGCAUCGUUUUUACUCCCAAGCUCCAAGAAUCAUCAAUGAUGCGUAAAAAGAUGAGGAUUGAAAUGAAUUUGUCUCAAAAACCCGCAACAAGAGAUAGUGUUGGUACUUGUGAUAUGAAAGAGAACAUUAAAACUGACAAGAAAGAAGUCGAUAGCUCGACGGUGUCAAGGAAUAAGUUUGCCAAGAGGCUACCUCUUCAAGAUCUUCAUCAGAAUUGAUCUUAACAGUCUAUGUAGUGUUUGUAAGUUACUACUUGUAAUUUAGUGAAUGAUCAUGCUUUGCAGUAUAGUAGACAUUAUGAUGACUGUUGGUGUUAAGUCUAAGUUCUUUUUAAUGCUUGUUGCUUAAUGCCUUUUAUUUUAAGACAUUUUAACAUGAAAUCUAUUGUAUUGAAUACGUUUAAAGAUUGGUUACUUGUUUAUCUUGUUUAAUGCCUUUUAUUGUAAGACAUUUUCACAUGAAAUGUGUUGUAUUGAAUAUGUUUAAAGACUGGUUGUUUAUCUUGUGUGGAAGAGAUUUGUUCAGUUUGGA